Molecule: messenger RNA, 11236 nt
Organism: Leptinotarsa decemlineata (Colorado potato beetle)
Lineage: Eukaryota; Metazoa; Arthropoda; Insecta; Coleoptera; Chrysomelidae
Gene: Cubn
Product: Cubilin
Molecular function (GO): calcium ion binding
Source: RefSeq, a predicted model, not a curated record
CGGGAAACAUGUUUUGAUCGCAAAAAUGGGUGUCUAUGCUAUAUAUUUAGUUUUUAUAGUUAAUUUCAGUUUUGGAAACGCUAGGAGGAAUUAUGACUCAAGGCCUCGCAUAUCUGUGAAUGAGGGACACCUUCUGAUUACGGUUCCAGAAGAUAAAAAUAUUAGUUUCCUCACAACAGGAAAAUCAUCAGGAGUAUCCAUAAACCACAUUGAUGUGCUAACCAUUCUCAGUAGGGCUCACAAUGCCACUAAACUCGCCGAGAGACAGCAGCAAAUUCUUUCCACGUACAGCGAUAGACUCGAUGUCUUGGAACAAAGACCACUCGAACCUAUCAUGUUCGGCGGCAAUAACACACCAUCUACACAAAUGGUGACGACUUUGGCAUUUCGAAGGUUGAGUCGUAGAGUUCGGAUGUUUAGUCGAAGACUCCUUAGCAUCGAACGUUUACUGUACAAGGAUGAAUGUGCUAAUAAUCCUUGUCAAAACGGAGGAACCUGUCAAGAUAUGUUCAACAACUUCCUUUGUCGAUGUCCUGAUGGAUGGGAGGGGCCAAACUGUAGUGAAGAUAUUAAUGAAUGUGCCAGAUUUGUAGGAACUGAUUUGGGCUGUCAAAACGGUGCCACCUGUGUCAACAAACCUGGAACAUAUGAGUGUAUUUGCAUUGGAGGAUUCCUUGGUAUACACUGUUCGAAACGAAAAGCCGAUUGUUUUUCUGGCGGUGGUGAACUGUGUGGUCAUGGAACUUGCGUGUCACAGAACAAUGCUCUUGGAUACAAAUGUAUCUGUGAUCAGGGUUGGACAACCGAUGGAUCAAAUCAAGCUUGUGUAAUAGAUGUGAAUGAAUGCAAGUUGAAUCAUCCACCAUGUUCAGUAAGUCCACACGUAGAAUGUAUCAAUGUACCAGGCUCAUUUUAUUGUGCUCCUUGCCCGUCAGGAUUCACCGGUAAUGGAUACCACUGCUCUGAUGUUGACGAAUGUGCUACUAACAACGGAGGCUGUAGCGUUGAUCCUAUGGUUUUAUGUAUCAAUACUCAUGGAUCUAGGAUUUGUGGUCUGUGUCCUCCUGGUUACUCUGGGGAUGGAAUAACUUGUACUUAUCAGGGAGUAUGCAACGUGAAUAAUGGUGGUUGUCAUAAUUUAGCAACUUGCAGAGAUAAUUCCAAAAUAAGUUCUUCAUAUGUGGAAUGCAUUUGUCCUCCUGGAUAUGUCGGCAACGGAAUAGGUCCAAACGGAUGUGUGCGAUCUUCUCAUCCAUGUUCUCCGAACCCUUGCAAAAAUGGAGCUUGUUCCAUGAACAACUCUACCGGCGAUUACACAUGCACCUGUCGAUUGGGAUAUUCUGGUCGUAACUGUGACGUAAUGCUUCGAAAUCCGUGUAAUCCAAAUCCUUGUUUGAAUGAUGGAGAAUGUCAGAACAUAGAUAACUAUCACACUUGUAAAUGUAAGGCUGGCUAUGUUGGAAGAUUUUGUCAAAUUCAAAGACAAGCUUGUGGCGGAUUCAUGAGAGGAGAGAAUGGUACUCUCAAGUAUCCUAGUGGAGAAUAUGAAGACUACAAUCAUAGAGCAAAUUGUGCUUGGACGAUCACAUUGAGCAAUUCAUCCAAAGUCCUCAAUAUCACCAUUGAACGUUUCGAUAUCGAAGAAACUACAGACUGUCAAAUGGACUGGUUGGAAAUACAUGAUGGCACGAAUACAGCGGCACAAACUUUGGGGAGAUUUUGCGGGAAAACACUUCCCCUGGGUGGAAAUUUCUUAACAACACAUAACUCGAUUUACCUUUGGUUCCGGUCUAAUGCUGAUGUGUCUGGAAAAGGAUUUGAGCUCACCUGGAGAGCAGUUGAUCCAAAAUGUGGAGGAACGAUAGCUGGAUCUGAUCAUGGAUCUAUACAGUCUCCAGGUGCACCAGGAAACUACCCAUUGAAUCGGGACUGCUACUGGAAUCUUCUAGCGCCUUUCGACAAACGGUUCAUGUUUCAUUUGUUCUCGCUGGAUAUUGGCGAAAACCCAGACUGUAAUCAUGAUUACCUCAAAUUUUACUCGGCGUUGGAUGGCCGAAAAGCGAGUAUUUUCCAAAAAUUCUGCAAUAGUACGAAGCCCGCACCUUUUUAUUCAUUAGGAUCGACAGCUAUGAUACAUUUCCAUUCGGAUGCUGAAAAAACUCAUCGAGGAUUUCAGAUCAGCUAUUCCGUAGUUGAAGGUACCCCGGGCUGUGGAGGUGUAUAUACGGCAAGGAAAGGUACCAUCGAAUCGGUACAAUCAACAGAUGAGUUUGACUUUAUCAUUUGUCAAUAUAGAAUCCAACAGAGCAUCGAUACCAAAAUCAAAAUAACAUUUUUGAAAUUCGACCUAGGCGAUGACGCAAAAUGUACAUUCAAUUAUGUAGAGCUACACGAGGGCCCAGACGAACAAUCACCAUCUAUUGGAAAAUACUGCGGAAACAAUAUUCCAGCUCAAUAUAUUUCAUCGGGCAACCAAGUCACCAUCGUAUCUUCUACUUUGACCCAAGUGAAUGGAUGGAAAAUCAAAUACGAAAAAGUUUGUGGCGCAACCUAUGUGGAGAGCAGUGGUUCAUUCAACUUAACUGGAGGAUCGGAUGAUUUCUUGAAUUGUGUUUAUCUCAUAGAAAGGCCACCUGGAAAUAAAAUAAUUUUAACACUGAAAAUUGUAAUACCCUAUUACCGCUACAGAACAAUACCAUAUAGAAAUACACCUUGUUUCCCAGGAUACAUUGAGGUUAGAGAUGGGGAUCAUGAAAAUGCAACUUUAAUAGGAAAAUACUGUGGAUUCAAAACAAUCAACAUAACAUCAUCGCAUAAUACUCUGUGGAUGAAAAUGCCAAGAAGUUUUAGAUCUAUUAUAGCAGAGUAUUCUUCUGUGGAUGUUGGCUGUGGAGGUAUUCUUAGAAACAAGUUCGGAACUAUUUCGCCAUCAGUUGUAGAUGGCAGCUACGCUCCUUCUUCCUCGUGCACAUGGCUCAUAAUUGCGCCUCCACAAAAUGUGAUACAGUUAACAUGGAUGACUUUCAAUUUAGAGCAGAGCUACGACUGCAGCUAUGACAAUGUUCAAGUUUUUGACAACAACACAGAUUUAGGAAUGGGCGGUUUGAUAGGAAAAUACUGUGGAUUCAAUGCACCACCCAUACUUCUCAGUUCUUCCAACAUGAUGACUGUUGUAUUCACUUCAGAUGUAUCUAUUAACAUGGAUGGAUUUUUGGCAUCAUACACAUUCAUUCCGGAAAAGAAUGUUUGUGGUGGAAGCUAUUUUACGUCAGCAGGAGUCAUAAAGUCUCCCAGAUAUCCUGAGGAGUACCCAACCAAUAGAGAGUGCACGUGGAUUAUACACGUGAUGCCAGGUCAACAGAUAAUGCUGAAUGUAACCGAAUUCGAUAUAGAAUCUUAUUCUGGGUGCAGAUAUGACUGGCUAGAGAUAAGAAAUGGCGGCACAUCAGCUUCUCCUCUUAUCGGCAAAUAUUGUGGUACCGAGAUUCCCAAACAGAUUCCUUCACAUGCCAACAAGCUGUACCUGUUUUUCAAAUCAGAUCUUAGCAGAACUGGAAAGGGCUUCAGAAUAACUUGGUCUUCAGCAGCAACAGGCUGUGGCGGUGUUCUUACUUCACCAACUGGUUCUAUAAUCUCCCCCCACUAUCCAGAACCCUACAGCAGGAAUACAGAAUGUAUGUGGAAGAUAGUUACCAGCACCGGAUCCCGAAUACAAGUCAUAUUCGCCGAUAUAGAUUUAGAAAAACAUGUACAAUGUUUGGCAGAUUAUGUCCAGUUAUUUGAUGGAUUGACAAUCAACUCAAAUUCUCUUGGAAGAUUCUGCAACGAAAUAGUUGAACCCAUAAAAUCUACAAGUAAUAAAAUGCUGGUGAAGUUUAGAUCGGACGUAGCAUUUCAAGGACGAGGGUUUCAAUUGCAGUACACAACAGUCUGCCACAAUACUGUGAAAGGUUACCGUGGAGUUAUAGAAAGUCCUAAUUUCCCCAACGAUUAUCCCCAAGAUGAGGACUGCUUGUGGGAGAUAGUGGUUUCCAAUAGAAAUAAAAUCAAUAUUACCUUUUCUCAUUUUGAACUGGAAAGGUCCCUUACAUUCGCUAACAAUAGUUGUCUCUUCGACUAUGUAGAGAUAAGUUAUGCAGAAAGGCCAUCAGAUGCAUUCUCCGAUGAAAAACCGACGUAUACAAAAUAUGGCAAGUAUUGUGGGAACCAGAACCCUGGUCAUCUUAGCCUCGAUUCAGAUCACGUACAAAUUCAUUUCGUUAGUGACAAAUUAUUACUUGGAUCUGGAUUUAGAUUGGAAUGGGAGAUGGUCGGAUGUGGAGGACAUCUCAAGCAAAAUCGCGGGACUAUCAGUUCUCCCAACUAUCCAAAUCCUUAUCCUGCAUCAGUUGUCUGCGAAUGGCUUAUAGAAGUGGAUUAUGGAAACAGUGUAGAAAUUGAAUUCCAUGAGAUUAAUGUUGAAAAGGAUAGUUCGUGUUCAUUUGACUCUAUCAAAAUUUACAAUGGUUUGGACGACACUUAUAAUCUCUUGGCUACAUUCUGCAGACAGAAAUUAAAAACUGUUGUAUCCAGUACUGGCAACUUUAUGUUUGUCAGAUUCGAGACAGAUUACAGUUACCAAGGAACCGGUUUUAUAGCCAACUUUACAAAUGUUCCAACAAAAUGUGGAGGUAGAUUUACAGCAUCUCAGGGAAGUAUAUUCUCUCCAAACUACCCCAAAAAUUACAACAAAAACGAAACUUGCGAAUACUUCAUAGAAAUAGAGGAUGGCCAUUCAAUAGAACUUCACUUUGAGGAUGUCGACCUUUUCAGUUCGACCAAUUGUUCCAAGAAUUACGUUAAAGUUCAUGAUGGUCCUUCGCUUGCUUUUCCAGUUUUGGCGACAAUCUGUGGAAAUGAAACUCCCAACACUACGAUCAGAUCCUCUUACAAUCAUAUGUAUAUUGAGUUCAUGUCUCAUUCUUUCUUCACUACGAAAGGAUUUUUAGCAAAAUAUAACAAGGCCUGUGGAUCUAGAAUAUCCACCAACGACAGAGGUGUAAUCGAUAUCGACCAAAACGAAUUCACAGAUAGCAUCAGCAAUUGCACCUGGACUAUUGUUUCAUCCGUACCAAGUAGACACGUUUCUCUAACGAUAAGUUAUAUGCAUGGUCAGCCUUACUGCAUGUGGGACGAAGACUCGGUGUUCAUUUAUAAUGGGGAGUCGGAAAAUUCGCCUCUAUUGAAGAGUUUUUGUGGGUCGAAAAUUCCUCCUACCUUGGUUAGUGAUGGUUCUGCUCUCACAAUUUUGAUAAAAUCUCCGAUUACAUUUUUUGCAACGUACUCGAUUUACGACUCAGAAUGUGGAGGCACCCUCAUUUCUUCAGAAGGAUUUUUCUCAACUCCAGGAUAUCCAAAUGAAUAUGCCUCCGAUACGCAGUGUGAAUGGACGAUAGAAAUUUCACCCGGCAAUCAAGUAACGCUGAAUUUCAUUUAUUUCGAACUACUAGAUUCCGAUGAUUGUAACAAUGAUUUUCUUGAAAUAAGGUCGUAUAACAGUUCUGGACCAGUAUUGGGAACAUUUUGCGGAGAAAAUACUCCCGAGAAUAUAACACAUGUGGGAAGCUUGUGGCUGCUGUAUAAAGGCAGUAAACUGGCUCCUGGUGAUCCUCCCAUUGCAGCCAAAGGAUUCUAUGCCGAAUAUCAGUUGAAUGACUACAGCGAAUUAACGGGUAAAAGUGGUGAAAUAUAUUCCCCGUUAUAUCCCCGUCCAUAUCUGGAGUACAAAACAUUCUCAUAUAAAAUAACAGUAGAAUUGAAAAAAAGGAUUCUCCUGUCCUUCAAAGAGUUUUCCUUGGAUGCUCUAGAUAAUAUCGAUGAAGAUUGUUACUUUGCUGUAUUUCAGGUGUUCGAUGGUGUUGACGACACAGCAGUUUCUUUGGGAAGAUACUGUGGUUUAACGGCACCACAACCUUUGAAAUCCUCGUCAAACAUCAUGUUUAUCAAUGUGGAAUAUAACAGCCCUCGAAUUGGAUCAAAAUUCAUUGUCGGAUGGGAAGAGAUACCAGGAGUUAAUCCAUUUGGAGUGAUGAAUCCUCCUAACUAUAAUACCACUUGUGGAGCACAGGAAAUAAGUAUCACUCCUUUACGGAACUUCACUUUCCAUUCCCCGGGAUUCCCAGGAGGAUAUGAACCGAAUUUGCGGUGUGAAUGGAUUUUUUCCACAAUACCAAUGAACCACUUAACGAUCCAGUUUCUAUCUUUGAAUUUUGAAAGUGGUAGAUUCAGAUUUCACCAAAAUUGUAACUUCCUGAGCGAUAAUGUGAUAAUCUAUCAAAAACACAGAAAUGAUAACGAUUGGCAAUUGAUGAAGACAGUUUGUAAAUAUGACUCGAGCAUUUUUUCUGCAACGGAUUUGAUAAAAGUCCGAUUCGAAACUACGCGAUAUAUGAAUGGAUCAGGCUUCGAAGCCAGAGUCGAAGACGCUUGUGGAGGAUAUCUAACAGAACCAACAGGAUACAUAAUUUUCAAUGGUUCAACUCCCCGUGAUGAUAACUGCGAAUGGAACAUAACCGUGCGAUCUACCAAAACUAUUGAAUUAGUCUUCGAAGAAAUGAAUGUUAGAUAUGACAGGAAUAAAGGUUGUGAUAAUUAUAUUAUGGUGAGGAAUGGAAAGUUUCCGGAUUCACCAAUACUAGGAAGCGGUAAAUAUUGUGGCAGUGAAUUACCCGAAAAACUCCACUCUACUGGAAAUAAUCUUUAUGUGAAGUAUCGUGGAUCCCCUGACUCGUCGAAUUUCAGACUGAAAUAUCAAGAAAUUUCCGCAUCUUGUGGCGGAGAAAUUAUAUUGAGUCCCUAUGAUAAUCAUACAGAAAUAUCCUCACCGAAUUAUCCAAAUAUACCCCAGCCACACAUUGAAUGUCAAUGGAUCAUAAGAAGUCCUCCUGGAGAAUUACUUCGAAUCGAUUUUCAAGACAGAUUCGAUCUAACCUUUUCCAAGAACUGUGAAAAGGAAUAUGUGGAAAUACGAGAUGGUGGUACAGAAUUCUCGAAGCUAAUUGGAAGAUUUUGUAAAACAUUGCCGAGUUCUCAAUUCACAACGGAUAACAUGGUGUUCAUCAAAUUCUUCACUGAUAUAGAUGAUCCCAAAAACGGAUUCAGGGCUAAGGUAUCAAUCAGUCGAUGCGGCGGUUUAUUAGUGCAAAAUCGAAACGGAGAACUCAAAUAUUACAAUCCGACCCACACCAAACAAGCAAACUGUCUAUGGCAUAUUGUCGGACCAGUUGAUCAUUACAUGAAAGUAACUUUCGCACAAAUGGAAAUAAAAAAAAGUAGAAACUGCACGAGUAAUUUCGUAUCCAUUUACGAACAUAAUGGACUUCCAGGAACAUCCAAUGACAACCUGCUCGGGAAAUACUGUGGAAACGAGCUUCCUGCACCUUUGACCUCCUCAACUAACGAAUUGUUCGUUCACUAUGAAGGAGACAGUACUGGCAAAUUUAUACUGAAAUUCAAUAAUAGUCAGACAGAAUGCGGAGGAAUUCUGAACCAGGAAUCUGGAGAAAUAACCUCGCCUGGUUAUCCAGUUAUGAAUCACUUGAACAGAAUCUGUAAGUGGGUAAUCAAAGCUCCCGAAGGGCGUAGCAUAACUCUGAAUAUUCUCGAUUGGGAUGUGGAUCUUUCUGAUGAAAUGGGCGACCAGCUUCUUUAUGCGUACGAUGGAAAAUUAACCGAAGCUGCUACUUUAGAUAUGAAAAAUAAUCGAAUCGUCCAAUCCAGUUCCAACUUAAUGUUUAUUAUAUUUUACUCUCGUAGACCUUCCGAACACAGAGGAUUCAAAGCCAACUUCAGUUCGAAUUUGCCAACAGUCUGCAGGGGUGAUUUUAGUUUACCCAGUGGACAAAUUAGUACACCGACAGCAAGAAAUUACUCCUACAGUUGCCACUGGACCCAUAAUACAAACAACCUGUUAUUGAAUCAAACAACUGCUCUCACGAUUUUUCUCAAUACAAAUUACAAUUUAUCAGAUGCUCAUAUUGCAUUGUGCGAGUUCAGCUCAGCAAAUGUGAAAGUAGUCACAGAAGAAAAUCCAUUCAGCGUAUUGAGCUGUUUAUGUGCGACUACAGUUAGACCAGUUAUAGUUAGGACACCAUUUUUAAUAACAAAAUUGCAGGCAUCAGUCAGCUACAAAUAUCAAAUGAACUUCACCGUUUUAUAUGCUACUCAUCAAUGUGGUGGCAUUGUACACGGUCAAAUGGGUUCUAUUUCUAGUCCAAACUUCCCUAACCAACCCUCAAGCACAGUCGAGUGUGCUUGGCUCCUCAAAGUGGACAAAGGACAAUCGAUAAAUAUAACAAUUUCGACAAUGGACUUGGGGGAUGACUGCGACAAAAGCUUUUUGGAAAUAUUCAAUGGCGAUCUGCCAACUCUUCCGAGAAUCGGAAAGUAUUGCAAGAAUAAUAAGCCGGACUCUAUGAUAUCUCAAAAUGACAAAGUGUGGAUUGAAUACAGAUGGGAAAAGGGAUCAUCUGGAAAGGGUUUCCAAUUGAAUUAUGAAGCAGUGAGUUCAGGAUGCGGCGGGAUAUUUUACGAUAAAUCAAGAAUUAUUCAAACACCAAAUUAUAAAAAUAAUUAUGAUAAUAACGCAGAAUGUCUUUGGAUCAUUCAGUCUGCUCCUGGUUAUCAUAUACAACUCGACUUUCUAGAUAGAUUCCACGUUGAAAAGAGCGAAAAUUGUACCAACGAUUACUUGGAGAUUUUCGAUUGGGUUAAUGACGAAUGGUUGUCCAUGGGAAGAAAAUGUGGACGAGAAAAUCCAACUGGCAUAACCUCAUCUUCAGAUAAAAUGAAACUUUUGUUCAGAACCAAUGACAGAAUUACUGCGAGUGGAUUCAAGGCCAUCUGGAACUGGAAAUGUGGAGGAAAAUUUUUGGCAACGAAAGUUCCUCGAGUCCUUACCAGUGCAGGAUAUCCGGUUUACUACGAAGGAAAUAUGAAAUGUGAAUAUGUUAUCGAAACCAAAUCUGAUGUUCUAAACCUGAGAUUCUUGGAUUUCAACAUAGAACAGAGUGGAUCAGAUUGUAAAAAUGACAAUGUUACAAUUAAAGGAAGAAGUUAUGGCACCUACAACGACAUUCAUAAUGUGUAUUGCGGAGACAAAUUUCCUCCGCUCUAUCGAUUGAAAGGUUCUGCUGUGGUCACCUUCAUGACAGACAAAUAUGUAUUCCAACGAGGGUUCAAAUUGGAAUAUAAAGAUGAAAGUUGUGGAGGAGAGAUAACAGAUGAAACUGUCAUAGAAGUUGAACCUAGCCCCGACUUUAGAGCUUUUGGCAGUUAUAAUCUACCCAAAAUAGAAUGUGUAUGGAAUAUAACGGCACCACCAAAUCAAAUUGUAGUUUUGAAUGUCGGUGAACUGAACAUGAAACUUACUACAUCGUGCUUCGUUCAAAAUCUUCAAAUAUUCGACGGAUUACAAGAAAACAGCUCAUCUCGUUUAGCACAACUGUGUGGUAAUGUAUAUCAUGAGUUCCCGAUAUCGUCAUCAUCUAAUAAAAUGCACGUAAAGUUUAUGGCACUACCAUUCAAUCGUGGCUCAUUCAAGGCAGAAAUUCGAUUUUCACAUGGUCCAAAGGAAGGCUGUGGUGGUACUCUGAAUCUUACUGAUAGAAUGGUUCUCGAAUCACCAAAUUUAUCCAACCUUGAUUGUGGAUGGAAAAUAAUUGCACCACCGGACCAUCAAAUUCUAAUAGAAAUUACAGAGCUCAAUUUACCCGACCGUUGUAAAGGAAAUACUGCUAAUAGUUCUUCGUGUGAAUGUUUUCUACUAGAGAUUCGAGAUGGUGGUGGACCGUUUUCUGACGAAAUAGAGCGAUUGUGUCCAAAUGCUUCCAGUAGAAGUUCCUAUCCAGUGAUAAGCACCUCUAGAAAUGCUGCUUUCAUCCGAUUAUUUCUUCGAGGGAAAAAGGAAAAUGCAUUCAAAGCUACGCUGAAAUCUGCGAUGUCUAUCUGCGGCCCCAGUACUCUCAAUGUUACCGAAGAAGUCAAGAUAUUAACUUCCCCGGGUUUCCCAAGUCCAUACCCUGCUAGUAUUAAAUGCACAUACACCUUAUCUGUUAGUCACAUAUUAGAAAGAAUUUCCUUACACUUCAUUGAAUUCGAUUUGGUGGAAGAAAAUAAACCUGCAGAUGACAAACAAUUGACUAGAUGCAUCGGGGAUACUAUUGAAAUUUUUGAAGACAACAACAACAAGAUAGUCCAUGAAGGGUUAGGACCAGGUGCAAUCUUCAACGGACAAUCGACUAGUUUGUCAUUGGCUUACACUGAAGUAACUGGCCGUCAUGUGUUUUGCGGAAAAGAAGAAAAACCGUUUGAUUAUUAUUCAUCCAGCAAAGCUUUGAGCAUAACAUUCACCAGUAAAAACUCCAUGUUCAAAGGAUCAGGAUUCAAACUGGAAUAUUCAAUUGCAGGAUGCAACAGAAAUUAUACCAGUUUAGAAAGUAGAGUGUCGAAUGGAUAUAAAAAUAGAAACUGUUCAUUUUCCAUUAUUGUACCCGAAAAUCGUACAAUAUCUAUAUAUUUCAACACAUUCUAUAUGAUUCACACUGUGAAUUGUACGGAUGCAGCGUUAGUAAUAAGAGACGGUUCUCCCACCGGAAAAAUUUUACUAAAUGCUUGCGGAUACAGAAUCCCCGAUCCAAUAUUUUCUUUCACCAAUCAACUAUUUGUACACUCAUUUGCUAAAGACGGAACUAGGUUCAUGAUGAAAUUCGACUUCGUGUAUACCAGUACCGACAAUGGCAGAGGAUGUGGAGGUGAGAUGUACAACAACAAAGGAAAAGUGUACAGUCCUCUGUAUCCGAAUGCGUUCAGAAACGACACAGAGUGUACCUGGGUGAUAAAAGUACCUGUUGGCUUGCAGACAGCAUUGAAAUUUACAAUUUUCGACAUACAAGGACAAUGUGAACAAACAUCUGUAAAAGUGAAGACCCACACUAGUUCUGGCACUACCACUACUGCAGUACUCUGCCAAGAUUAUAAAGUAGGAACGGUUUAUCGAUCAGAGUCUUCCAUUGAAAUAACAUAUACUUCUUCCAUACAUAACGGUGGAUCCGGAUGGGUGGCACAGUUCCAAGCAGUGAGAAAGGAAGUUACUCAAAUAUCAUAGAUCUGUGAUUGGGUGAGAUAUUCGUCACUUGUUAAACUGCAAUAACAUAUGUAAUAUUUAUUACAAGUUCAAUAAAAAUUUGUUGAAAUAUGA